Messenger RNA from Anguilla anguilla (European eel), 2524 nucleotides. RefSeq lists its product as uncharacterized. Bases 1 to 2508 code for a protein of 835 amino acids. NCBI's taxonomy places the organism in Eukaryota, Metazoa, Chordata, Actinopteri, Anguilliformes, Anguillidae. The record is from RefSeq and is a predicted model, not a curated record. Gene Ontology annotation, biological process: neutrophil migration. Gene Ontology annotation, cellular component: cell surface; apical plasma membrane. Gene Ontology annotation, molecular function: protein binding. The transcript is spliced from 14 exons.
AUGACGGAAUCUCCCAUAUUCCAUCAAUGUGAGCAGUGCGCACAGAACUGCGUAUCUCCCCCCCAGCAGAAGUGGGGCCACACCCACCGCUUUCCACUGAGGGCGGAGUCUCGGGGUGCCUCCACGCUAUUGGUCUCCUGGCGAGGGAGCCCCCAUGUCCCCCCCGACCCCGUGCACAGAGUGGCGCUGUACCGGCCGGACCUGGAUGGCCUGGCGGUCCUGUGCAAUGAGACCACGCGCAGGUGGCACUACCGAUUCGCUGGCCUGGACGGCUGCCGGAGCUACGUGGCGUGUGUGGAGAUGGCGCUCGGCCCCGCGGUCCUGUGCCUCACCGCGCUGACCGAUCCUGACGUGCCCAGGAACUUCAGGGUGACCGCUUGGGACAGCAACAGCGUGACCGUGGGAUGGGACUGCCCCCCGAGUGACCCCGCCUCGGGCCUCACCGCCUUCCUGCUCACGGUCUUCCACGUGGACGGCUCUGGCCACGUCCUGGAGGAGAGGAGCUUCAGACACACGCUGGGCAGCCCGGUGUUCACCGUGGGCAGCUUGCCUCCCUGUAGCAGGGUGCAGCUGGGGCUUCAGGUGGUGUGCCAGUCUACGGGCCAGUCUGUGGGCCAGUCUGUGGGCCAGUCCCGCCUCAGCAGGAUGGUCCUCAGCGAUGGAAACUCUGCAAACUCUGAAAUCAUAAACCUACACCAGUCCUCCUUUGGCUCCCACAACUAUACGGUGAGCUGGUCUGUGCAGAACAUCUCCUCCAUCUCCAGCUUUAAGGUGUACCACCAGGGGGAGCUCCAGAGCUCCACGCUCCUCACCUGGCACACAGUGACAGGCCUGCUUCCCUGCCACCAGUACAGCUGCAGGGUGGAAGCCCUGUGUGGGGACAGCACGGUCAUGAGCGUUAGCACCAUCCAGACAAAAACAGGCCCUGGUGAAGUGUUGGAUCUCCGAUUUAGACAGAAGGACUCGAUAGCCCUGUGGAGCGGCAGGUCUGGGGUGGGCGUGGCCUUCUUGUACCGCCUCUCUGAGAGGGGCGGCCCGAGCGUCCGGAAGGGGAGGCUGGCAGGCCCCCCCCUGCCUCUGCCAGGCCUGAAGCCUGGCUCCCCGUAUGACCUGGAGGUGGUGCCAGAGUGCGAGGGUGGCGAGCGUGGAGCUCCAGCUGUGCUCUACUUCAUCCCAGAGGAAGUCCCUGGCAGUGCCCCCAACGAUGCCCCUGGAGACAUCCUGCUACCCAGAGUUGUUGACUCUGCAGACCAAACAACAGAUCGCCUCGGACUGCAGGUUCACCUCCCCAGCCAUGAAAUGUUCCUUGUUGUGCCAUGGACAAUGCCGCCAUCGCUGGAGGAUCCGAGGGCAGAAGCUCGAGUCCUGCUGGAGGGCAUUAUUAAAAGCAAGGAUGGGGUAGUGAUCCUCCGCCCUGAGGAGCAGCUGCAGCAUAUUAUCUCUCUCGGCCACGCCCACAUCACCGUCACAGACGACAGCAUCUACUGGGACGAGAAGGGGAUGUUCACGCUAUGCCUGAAGGACCAUGUAUCUGGGGGCAUCUCCAAGCCUUUCCUCAUCCACUACUUUGGCGGGAAUGUGACUGUUGUCCUCAAUGAUGGUCGCUGCUCCAUCAACGAGACGGACAAGUUUUAUUAUUACAGGAUAACUGGCGCCCCCUCCCAGUGUGGAGGCCAAACGCUUAUUAACAGGACGCAUGUGGAGUUGAGGAACGCGCUGACUGUGACGCUCAGCAGCGGGAGAUCCAUCACACGGAGGGACCUGAAGGUGCUGUGGACCUGUGCCUACUCGCUGCUCCAGACCAGCACAGCCCGCAUGAAGCCUGGUCUGGACUGGGUUACCUCUCACAGUGUGGUGCAGGUGAAUUCGUCCCGCCUCCUGGAGAUCAGCAUGGCCUUGUACAGUGACUCAUCUUACGCAUACAACUACACUGGCCCUGUGGAGCUCCCUUCUGCAGAGCAGCUGUACAUCCAGGUGACCCUGCACUGUGAAGACAGCCUGGCCUACAACAUGAGCCUACAGCUGGAGUCCUGCUGGGCCACACAGACCGCAGACCCACAAGAGGAGAAGAAGGCUUUUUUCCUGAAGGGGGGCUGCCCAAACGACAGAACCUUCCGCUGGUACCUCCAGAGCAGUUCCCCUCAAAGGAAGAGGUUCUCCAUUCAGAUGUUCACCAUGUCUGACCACUCCCACAUCUACCUUCACUGCCUGAGCAGAAUAUGCAGCCAAGAUGAGAACUGCACAACGGUAACUCCCCACCACUGCAAACUGUACACAAUGAACUGCUCUCCCAGGCAAAACCAAAAGGUGAGAAGAGAUCUACCGGACAAACUCACAGCUAUUCUUUCAGCAGGACCCAUCUCUGCAGCAAAGAGGAAACUGUCAAACUGGCCUGGAGCCCAGAUCAUGCUAUCAGUGGCUGGAGGAUUGAUUGGCCUCUUUUUUCUAACAGCACUGGGUGUGCGUGCAGCACAUGCUAUAACACAGCGCAACCCCAGACAUCAAUAAAGUGUGUAUACCUGCA